Messenger RNA from Oryza sativa Japonica Group (Japanese rice), 1439 nucleotides. RefSeq names its product cyclin-P4-1-like. Gene Ontology annotation, molecular function: protein kinase binding. NCBI's taxonomy places the organism in Eukaryota, Viridiplantae, Streptophyta, Magnoliopsida, Poales, Poaceae. Gene Ontology annotation, biological process: regulation of cyclin-dependent protein serine/threonine kinase activity. The record is from RefSeq and is a predicted model, not a curated record.
UUUGGGUAAAAAACUUAAUCUUCAUCUUCAGAAGAAAAGAAUACCACCAACCUUAUACUGGAUUGGAUAUUUUCUAUUCAUAUUCAUAGAUUUAGAAAAUGUUCAAUCUGAAUCAAAAGAGUAUUAUUUUCUUGACGCUUUUAAAAAUAUGUUUUCUCAAUAAACAUUCUUAUAUUAUAUUUACAACAGUUGCUUUAAGAUAUUCAUCAAUUUUACAUAUCAAAUUAUUUAAUUAUUUAUAUACUUAAUUAGAUAAUCUAUAAUAAUUUAAUUCAAUCUUGGCUCUAUUAUUCACAUUGAACUUGCUAGUACUAAAAUUUUCAAUUCCACCAAUCCGAAGGCCAAAGUUUUACUACCACUACACGACCAGAGGUACAUAGAUAUAAGAGCAAGCGGGAAGAGCACACACACUCGCCGCUCGCGCCACCAACCUUAACACCUUCCCUCCACCAUACGCAACGCCAUGGAGAGGACGACGACGAGGCGCACCAGCAGCAAGGGCGCCGCCGCCGCGCCCGCGCCCAAGGUGGUGGCCGUCCUCGCCGGCCUGCUCGAGCGCGCCGCGGCGCGGGGCGACGCCGACGCCGACGCCCGGGGCGGCAGCGCGGCCGCCGCGGCGGCGACAGCGUUCCGCGGGCGGACGAGGCCGGAGAUCAGCGUGCGGCGGUACGCGGAGCGGAUAUACCGGUACGCCGGGUGCAGCCCGGCGUGCUUCGUCGUCGCCCGCGUCUACCUCGACCGCCUCGCCGGGCGGUCGCCGGAGGAGGAGUCAUCGCCAUCGCCAUCGCCGCCGGCGACGGCAGCGGCGGCGGUGUGCGUGGACUCGUACAGCGUGCACCGUCUGCUCAUCACCAGCGUCAUGGUCGCCGCCAAGUUCAUGGACGACAUACACUACAACAACGCAUACUUCGCGCGCGUGGGAGGCGUGGAGGUGGCGGAGAUGAACGGCCUGGAGCUGGAGCUCCUCUUCGCGCUGCGCUUCCGCCUCAACGUCACGCCGGCGACCUUCGCCACCUACUGCGCCGCGCUCGAGGGCGAGAUGGCGGCGGAUGAUGGCCCCCUGCCGUCGCCGUCGCCGUCGCCGGAGGAGGAGGGGAAUGACCGUCGUCAGCCGCCGCCGCGACGAAAGGACGGCAUCACCAACAAGGUCGCCGCCGCCGUGGACAGAUCGGCGCUGCUCACGGCUGCUCAUCACAGAGUUGUAGUAGUAGAGAUCACCCAAUGACGGCAUACACGGCAGAAGAAGCGCCAUAAUAAUCAAUGGCCAUUGAUUGCCUUGCCCGUGAUUAAUUCUUUCAUCUCUUUCUUCGUUUUCUUCUCUCCCAAAUCUGUUUCGUGGUGAUCAGUGAUCACGAUUCACGACUCACGAGCUGUUGUUGGUUGUUGCCUGCCAUUUUCGUUGAUCAUUUUGUGUAUAAUCGCAAGAUGUUGCAUGCGCA